AUGGGAAAUUGCAUAGCCGGAAAGAGAGGCAAAAACAAUGGAAACCAAAUGCUACAAAGAUUCAAAACAGCUGACGAUGGACUCUACUACAAGCCAAAAAUAAAUUCUUCAACUUUAAUUUGUUAUAGACCCACAGAUCGUGCUUUUUGGGACGUGAAAAUUGAUACAAACCUCAUGUUCCAAGCAGGAGCUUUAUUUGGAAAAAUAAGAGUUGGAAAAUAUAUAUGUAUUGGAGGUGUAGAAAACGGAGAUGUUGCUUUUAUUAUUGAUACCACAGAGAAAAAAACAAUCCAAAUUAAUAAGCCGCCAAUGAGUUUGGCAUAUGGGAGAUGCCAUGCUUUUCAAAACAAAGUUUAUGUGGUAGGAUCACUUUGUAUAGAAGCUGAUGGGUUAGAAAAGCCAGCAGUGCCACUUGUUUAUGAUAUUAGGACUAAUUUGUGAACUGAAUUACCAAAAAUGCCAGUAAAUGUAUCAUUAUGUGGAAGCUUCAUUGUAGGUAAAGGUUUGAAUUUAAUCGGCGGAUUUUUAAAUUACCCAAGCCAUCCUACAUUGUUCAGAUCAAUGCUGCAGCUUGAUCUUAACACUUUAGAAUGGGCUCAAAGUAGCGUCACAACUCCUGUGCUCCAUGGUCUUCCUUCUUGUGUUGUUUUAACUGAAAAUGCGAUUAUGAUUAUAGGAGGCCAUGACCCCUGCGAGCAUUACUCUUCAGAUGAGUCUAAAAGUACAUAUAUAUUUAAUGGGAGAGAAUUCCAAGCGUUGUCUGAUUUACCAUCAGUUGGACAAUUAAGGUUUUCUGACUCCCCUUUAUACGCUAAGCAAGAAGUCUUAUUAUAUUCUGAUGACGAAACUUUGUUCACUUAUGACUUAAACAGUGGCUCUUGAAGCUAUUUUGAUAUAGAAGAAAAAAUGGUAGGAAAAGACCCACCAAUUCAGACUUUUCUUGAAAAAGGGAAAUUUGUGUAUCAUUUUUGUCAAAUGGAAUGCGAAAUAAUUGAGUAUAAUAUGGACAAUAAAACAUCGAAAAAAACUGGCCCAGCCAGUUUUCAUAAUUUUUACAAAUACACAGGGCUUUGUAUCCUUGGAGAUGGAAGAUUAAUGUUUGCUGGAGGGCUAAAAGAGGAUCAUUCUGAAGGAACAGUCUCCUGCUGGACUUUGGAUCCUCAGUCAAGACAUUCAGAAAAUAUCGCAGAGCUAAAGUAUAAACAAUAUGGGCUUAGACUUGUAGUAAUAGAUAGAGUGGUAUAUGCAGUUGCAGGAGUAGAGUCUUCAGAAAAUUUAUACCCAAGCCCAUCAAGAAGCCAUUGUCAGAAAUAUUCUUUAGACUUAAACCAAUGGGUUGAUAUAGAGCCAUUAUCAUCUACAACUUUUUUACCUGGCGCUUGCCAUAUGGCAGGAAGAAUUUUUUGUAUAGGCGGAUAUGUAGAGGUAAUAGACUCAGCUGUGAAUUUGAAUUUAAUUCAAGUAUAGGGGUUUCCCCUAGAUAGCCCUUACAAGGCUUUGGAUUCUGUCCGGAAUCCUUUGUUUGGCCGAACCAACAAGUGUGAGUUGGUCCGACCAAUGCAGUGAGUUGGCUCGACCAACAGAAGGAUUCCGGACAGAAUCCAAAGCCCUGUAAGGGCUAUAUAGCGGAAACCCCUAUAUAUUCUAUAGCCCAAAACCAUUGAGAUAUUCUUACUAUUGAAUACCCAUUUGGAGUUUCUAGCGGUUCCUUUACACAACGCCUAUUUCAUAACGACUUUUUUUUAGCCUAUUAUUUUUAGCCUAUAUUUUUUGCCUUUUUACUUGGUCUAUUGCUUUAAUGCUAAAUAAAAUGAUUGAAAAUCACCUCGAAAUAGUCUAUAUGGAACUAUUUCUAAAGCAAAGUACAAAAAAAUAUCAAAAAUAAUUUAGGAAAAAUAGGCCAAAAAAAAAAAUAACCAAAAAAAAUAGUCAUUGAAAUAAUUGUCAUGUGAAGACAUGACUUCUAGCUUAGGAGUGGCUCCGCUUCCUGGGAAUAAACUAUUAUGCUUUGGAGGGCAAUGCCAAAAUGGCAUCAAAAUCCCUAAUACCUAUAUUUUUGACGGAUACAAUUUCCAAUACAUCAGUGAUCUCCCAAUUCCUGAAGAAGGUGCAGACUCUACAGUGUUUUCUGACCCAACCGUAAUUGUUGGCAACAAAAUUUAUGCAUUUUCAGAAAAUAGAUAUCUUUAUUGUUUUGAUUUUGGGAGCCAAAGCUGGCAUACUGAAAUGCCUAAUAUAAGUGUUAGGUGUUAG
Blepharisma stoltei is the source of this 2253-nucleotide messenger RNA. The record is from the annotation of a GenBank genome assembly. Lineage: Eukaryota; Ciliophora; Heterotrichea; Heterotrichida; Blepharismidae.